Molecule: messenger RNA, 1153 nt
Organism: Myiozetetes cayanensis
Lineage: Eukaryota; Metazoa; Chordata; Aves; Passeriformes; Tyrannidae
Gene: TMPRSS12
Product: transmembrane serine protease 12
Exons: 5
Coding region: 1-969 (322 amino acids)
Biological process (GO): proteolysis
Molecular function (GO): serine-type endopeptidase activity
Source: RefSeq, a predicted model, not a curated record
AUGAGACCCCCUAAAAACUUUGCCCAGGUGAGGGUGAGCCCCCGAACGGCACCUCCUGGGAGGGGCUGCCUGAGGGAGGACGGGCAGGGCCGGCCCCGGAGGGCGGGCAGGGCCGAGUGUCAGCAGCAGCCGCCCCAGGCCCGGAGAGCCACGUCCUGGAUCGUGGGGGGCCACGAGGCCCCGGAGGGCGCGUGGCCGUGGGUCGUGAGCCUGCAGGUCCUGCGAGGGGGCGUCCGCUUCAUCCACCUCUGCGGGGGGGUCCUGCUGAGCCGCAGGGCCGUGCUGACCGCCGGGCACUGCGUCGAGGGCAGGAGGAACCCUUGCUUCUGGAGAGCUGUCCUGGGCCUGCACAACCUGCACCGGCACGGCCCCCACACGGCCAAGAGGAGGAUCAGGAGGAUCCUGGUGCACUCGGAGUUCAAGAGCGAGACCUUUGAGAACGACGUGGCGCUGUUCGAGCUGAGCUCGGCCGUGCAGUCCAGCCUGCACAUCCAGCCCAUCUGCCUGCCCCCCGUGCCGCUGCAGCCCCAGCUGGAGAACAGCACCGACUGCUACAUCAGCGGCUGGGGCCGCACUGCUGAGAAGGGUAAAAUCUCCCCUGUGCUGAAGGAAGCCCGGGUGGAAAUCCUCCCUCCCAGCCUGUGCAACAGCUCCGAGGGCUACGCGGGGCUCAUGGACGACAGGGUGCUCUGCGCCGGCGCCUGGGCCGGGGGCACCGACACCUGCCAGGGCGACAGCGGGGGCCCCUUGGUGUGUUACCACCCCGACAAGUAUUACCUGAUCGGCAUCGCCAGCUUCGGCGUCGGCUGCGGCCGCCCCAAAUACCCCGGGAUCUACGUCCGGCUGUCCCAGUACAGGGCAUGGAUCAAAUCAAAGCUUAAGCUGACCAGCAGGACUCCAAAACCCACGAGCACCACGCUCACCCUCCUCCUGACUGUGGCACACACGGUGCUCACACAGACCCUCUAGAGGGGCAAACCAUCGUGGAGCUCAGCCCUGCCCGGGCAAGCUUGGAAGAACCAGCUCCCUCCUGACUCCCAAUAAAUCCAAGAGCCAAAGGACGUGCACUUACUUUUUAGGAGUUGUGUUUGCAAUUGUGGUUUUUUUUUUGUUUCCUGCCUCUGAGAUCCACACUGACGGCACAGGAAAUGGU